UGGGGCUAUGGCAGCUGCUCGGGACCCUCCGGAAGUAUCGCUGAGAGAAGCCACCCAGCGAAAAUUGCUGAAGUUUUCCGAGCUGAGAGGUAUCAGAGAAGAAACCUGAGUUCUCCCGGGCAAUGGAGAGGGAGGGCAAAGUGGUAGCACCUGGAGAAUUCUGGGAUAUAGUUGCAAUAACAGCAGCUGAUGAAAAACAGGAACUUGCUUACAAUCAACAGCUGUCUAAAAAGCUGAAAAGAAAGGAGUUACCCCUUGGAGUUCAAUAUCACGUUUUUGUAGAUCCUGCUGGAGCCAAAAUUGGAAAUGGAGGAUCAACACUUUGUGCCCUUCAAUGUUUGGAAAAGCUAUAUAGAGAUAAAUGGAAUUCUUUUACCAUCCUAUUAAUUCACUCUGGUGGCUACAGUCAACGUCUUCCAAAUGCAAGUGCUCUGGGAAAAAUUUUCACUGCUUUACCUCUUGGUAACCCAGUUUAUCAAAUGCUAGAAUUAAAACUAGCCAUGUACAUUGAUUUCCCCUCACAUAUGAGUCCUGGAAUUCUAGUUACCUGUGCAGAUGAUAUUGAACUGUAUAGUAUUGGAGAAUUUGAGUUUAUUAGAUUUGACAAACCUGGCUUUACUGCUUUAGCUCAUCCUUCUAGUUUGACAAUAGGUACCACACAUGGAGUAUUUGUCUUAGAGCCUUUUGAUGAUUUAAAACACAGAGACCUUGAAUACAGGUCUUGCCAUCGUUUCCUUCAUAAGCCCAGCAUAGAAAAGAUGUAUCAGUUUAAUGCUGUGUGUAGAUCUGGACAUUUUUGUCAACAGGACUUUGCUGGGGGUGACAUUGCCAAUCUUAAAUUAGACUCUGACUGUGUCUAUACAGAUAGCCUAUUUUAUAUGGAUCAUAAAUCAGCAAAAAUGUUACUUGCUUUUUAUGAAGAAAUAGGCACACUGGGCUGUGAAAUAGAUGCCUAUGGUGACUUUCUACAGGCUUUGGGACCUGGAGCAACUGUGGAGUACACCAGAAAUACAUCAAAUGUCAUUAAAGAAGAGUCAGAGUUGGUAGAAAUGAGGCAGAGAAUAUUUCAUCUUCUUAAAGGAACAUCACUAAAUGUUGUUGUUCUUAAUAACUCCAAAUUUUAUCACAUUGGAACAACUGAAGAAUAUUUGUUUUACUUUACCUCCGAUAACAGUUUAAAGUCGGAACUUGGCUUACAGUCCAUAACUUUUAGUAUCUUUCCAGACACACCAAAAUGCUCUGGCAAAACAUUCUGUAUCAUUCAAAGCAUACUGGAUUCAACAUGUUCUGUGGCACCUGGCUCAGUUGUGGAGUAUUCCAGAUUGGGGCCUGACGUUUCAGUUGGGGAGAACUGCAUUAUUAGUGGUUCCCACAUCAUAACAAAAGCUCCCCUGCCUGCAUAUUCUUUUGUGUGUUCCUUAAGCUUGAAGAUGAAUAGAUGCUUAAAGUAUUCCACUAUGGCAUUUGGAGUGCAAGACAACUUGAAAAAGAGUGUGAAAACAUUGUCAGAUAUAAAGUUUCUUCAAUUCUUUGGAGUCUGUUUUCUGUCAUGCUUAGAUGUUUGGAAUCUUAAAGUUACAGAGGAACUGUUCUCUGGUAAUAAGACGUGUCUGAGUUUGUGGACUGCACGCAUUUUCCCAGUUUGUUCUUCUUUGAGUGAUUCAGUUACAGCAUCCCUACGGAUGUUAAAUGCUGUUAAGAAUAAGUCAGCAUUCAGCCUGAAUAGCUAUAGGUUGUUGUCCAUUGAAGAAAUGCUUAUCUACAAAGACGUAGAAGAUAUGAUAACUUACAGGGAGCAGAUUUUUCUAGAAGUCAGUUUAAAAAGCAAUUUGAUUUAGAGAUUUUUAAACAUUGUACACUUUGCCUUUUUGAGUAACAUUCCAGAGAUGGUAUUUUCUGUAGGCUGUUUGUUUCACUGAACUUAAUUAAUGAAAAUUGUCUUAACAUAAUUGCUAUAGAUAAUGUCAAUAGCACAAAAGUACAUAUAAAUCAUAUUUAAUGAAGACUCUUUCAAGACUAAGUUGAGAAAAGUGAUACUUUUUUGGAUGUAUAUCACUGUUUUAGUUUUUAAUAAUGAUGGAUUUAUGGAGCAUUGUUUUUUCACAUAAUUAGUAUAAAAGGUAAUUUUCUAAGAAUACCUUGGGAGAAUUUUUCCAUCUUUUUUGAGGCUUUUGAUCCAAUAAAGUUAUAAGUAUUCAUUGGCAAUUCUCUCCUCAACUGUAAUUCUAUUUUGACUAAUAAAAAUGGCCUACUAUAGGGUCUCCCGAGUACUGUAGGAAUACAGUAAAAAUGCUUUGUCAGAAACAAAUCCAUAGCUGACAAAUUCAUUCAGUGCCCAAUAUAUUGUGAUUAUUUUAGUUGAUAAAUAGCUAGAUACAGAGACCUCUGAAAUUGAUGAUAAAAUUUGUAUCUCAUUGAUUUUAUUAAAAUGAAACUAAAAGUACACAUGUAUGAUACCCUUGAACAUGUGUUUGUGUAUCUUUAAAAUUUUCCCUUAUGUUCCAUUCCAUAGCAAAACACACUCAUAUGCACACAAAACUCAGUUUAUCUGUGGGGAAAGUGGUAGUAAUAGUUGAGAUUCAUGAAUAAUCAUAUAAUUUCACUAUGGACAUUACUUUCAUUAUCUUCUAUCAGUGCUUCUAACAAAAUUUAAAUUACCAAAUGAACUGACUUUACUUUUCAUCUUGUUUUUUAUCCACACACUGGUGUUGCUGAGAAGCAAACAAUUGGCCCAAAUGCAGACAUCAAGACUCAGGCAGAAAAAUGGAAAAACUGAGAUAAUGCACAGAUGAUAAACACUUCCAAGAAAAUAAAAAUUGGCUGAAAUCUCAAGUUAUAUGUUUCUAUAUUGGUAUAAGCACAUAAGUGAAAAGUCUUCAUACUGAAGUGUAAUAAAGAUUUGUCAGCGUGUUUUUUUAAUGAAAUAACUAGUCUGUGCUACUUUUAUUUGUAUGUUAACAUGUCAGUAUAAAAAUUGCCAAACUAGAACUAACUUGUCUAUUACCUUCAGUUAUGAUACUUGUGUGGAUUUUUUUUUUUUCAAGGUUUUUCCCAAGGAGAAGAUACAAAGAUAUGGUAGCUAUUGUUUAUAAAUAAUUGAUUUACUUGCAGAUUUUUCAGAGGAUGUUAUGUGUUUGGCAUUCAUUAAAUGUUCAAAAUUUUAGUUUUACCAAAUCUGAAGUGCCACCAGUUAAAAGAAUCACAGUAUUUUAUGUUCCAUUAAGCAAAACACAAUAAAAUAUGACAUAAUACUUUCUUUGUUACUUGAAAUUUUCAUAUUUAUAUGAGAUCUCUUUUAGAUGUUUUAAAUAUAUUUUAUUUAACCCUCUUGCAUAUACAUAUAAAAUAACAAAAAUGAAAUAUUGAGAUAUCAUAAAAACAUUUCUACAGCUUCACAUUCAAACUGUCCUGCAGCACUUUCAACUCAGAGUUAAUGAUACGCAUAUGUCCGUCUAGUACCAUCUUCUGUGCUUUCAGAGCUACCGGUAAGGCUGCAUUUCCUGAGUGCUCUAACACUACUGUCUGAAUUAUUUUUUUACCAAGCCCACACUCCUGCAAGUUUUGAUACUCUUCUAUUUGACAAAACUCAGUUUUACUUUUGCUUCAGUGUAAUCAUAGGUCCUUCGAACAUAGGACCUGUGAUUCUAUUCAAAGUCAGAAAGAUUUCUGACAAAUUGAUGUUAAUGUGAAAAUUAACGUGUUAAUAUGAAAAUUAUUGUUUGGUAUACCCGAAGUGACCUGUCUGAAGCCCUCAAUUAUGGUAUUUGUGUGUUUAUUUUUUUUUCUUUUUCAAGGUUCUUUUUAGAGAAAAUAUAUGGUAGCUGUUGUUUAACAUUUACUUAUAGAGCUUUCAGAGGAUGUUACAUGUUUACUAAUUGCUCAAUACUGUGUUUUGCCUAAUCUGAAUUUUAAUCAUAAUCUUGCACAAUGCAUGGAUUCUAGUUGCUUUGAAAUGGUUCUGUUCAAAGAACUUAUGAAUGUCUCUUGCUUUGAGAUGUAUUGCUUGGUGUGUAGUAGCACAAAUGUACCACAAAUAGCGUACCUUAUUCAACUGAAGUGGCAGUCAUAUACACAGAUAUGACCAAGUUCACAUGUGAGCAAGUACAACUCCAUGACUAUUAUGCCAGGCUAAUAGCUAUUACACUAAUAUUUGUAAGGCAUAUUCCAUUUUCUGGCAUGUCGAAAUGUGGAGAAAAAAAGAUGAAUUAGGAAAUGAUUCUAACCUAAGUGUGUAUUUUAAUAAAAGGACCUAGGCAAAAAAAAAAAAGUAAGUCACUCUUAAAUGUAAUCCCUGAAUGUAGUGUACAUGAUGAUAGGGGAGAAGUGUAUUUUUGAUAAGAAGUGACUAAAUUUUGUGACAAUCUUUAUUUUUCAGGCUUUUCACUUAGUCUGUAUCAGCAAUAAAAAAAUAAGACCUGCAUUUAUAAGUUUGAAAAUAAACAUUUUGUCUCCCUUUAUAAUUUUCAUUUUUAUAAAAUCAUGGCACUUACAUAUACUCAGGUGUGUAAAAGCCUACUAUUGUUUGUAGCUGUAAUCCAUAAACUUAUUGAUGUUAAUUACCAACAACAAGAGCAUGAGAAAAAUUGAACAAUAAUAAUCUUUUACCUUAGACAUUUAUUCUCUAAGCAAAACAGAAAUAAAGGAUAUGUAUCAGUGUGUACUCAGUUGAAAUAAAGCUUUGAAAAUCCAAAUGAUAUUUUAAAAUUGUUCAAAAGUUUGAUGGCAUGAAUCCAGGAUUAAUUCCCACAACCUGUGAUGAUCUAGUCAUCUUCUGUAGCUACAAGUACUAGUGUUAAGGUUACCAAAUUUAGCAAUGAAGCCAAAAUCAUAACCGCCUGCUGUCACAUACAGCUUUUAAGUAAACUACACAAAAUCAGAGUUUCCGUUUACAUGCUCCAUGAUGCCAUCUGGACUUGAGCACCUUGGAGGCUCAAGAUUAAGGCACCUCAAUAUAGCCUGGCAGAAUUACAAUGGAGAGAAGUGAAAACUGUCAUUAGUAGCUAAAACCAGCUGAAGGAUUUCAGAUGCUCUUUUUCUUGUUCAUCUAAAUCAAGUCUUCAUCUGUGUUAAGAACUAAAUUGUUAAAGACCUUUUUAAUUUGUUUAGUGCAAGAAAAAUAAUAACCAUUAUCUACUUAGUUAACAUGAGUGUUCUGUGCCUCUAAAAUUUUGUUUAAACAAAGACUGUUUCGAUUGAGGUUAAGGAACACAACUUCUGAUACUUACUAAAAUUGUAUUAUUAACAUUUCUUGCAUUGAACUUUGUCAUAUUUCUCUUCUUCUAAUACUAGUGUGCCAAAUUCUGUAACAUAAUAGUGUUCUUCAUGCUCCUAUUUAUCUGUAUAUACAGAAACUUCUGCUUAGGUUUUUUUUUAUACAUAAUGAAAGGCUAGUUACACCAGUUGACUGAAAAAUAUCAGUUCUGUCCCUGGAAGAGCUGUCUACAUGAGCCACAACAAACCGAACUUGCAACAUCAUUCAAACUUGCCAAUUUGGCUGUAGUUUAGUGGACGACAACUUUGGGUCAGGUUAAUUUUUGGAGAAAUGGAAUAAUAAAAGUUGCUGAUUUUCAUACUGUAUUGGAAGUAGGCAUAUCAGCAGCUUUGGGGGAUUGGAGGUGUGGAGGGAAGAUGCCUGCAAAUGAGUCACUAUUAUCAACUAUCUGCAAAGCAGCUAGAUGAUUGACACUUAUGUCUAAAGAUGUUCAUCCCAAAAGCGUUAUUGUUCAUACAAGUAACUGAUUGAAACUAACAGAGUUAAUGUGUUAUUUUGGGCUGCUUGGACAAAUAGUCUGUCUUUUUGAAGCCUCUGGCUGCAGGGAUCUCUUAGCCAUCGCACAAAUAAAUUUCAACCAUUCAGACAGA
Molecule: messenger RNA, 5862 nt
Organism: Callithrix jacchus (white-tufted-ear marmoset)
Lineage: Eukaryota; Metazoa; Chordata; Mammalia; Primates; Cebidae
Gene: FPGT
Product: fucose-1-phosphate guanylyltransferase
Molecular function (GO): transferase activity, transferring phosphorus-containing groups
Source: RefSeq, a predicted model, not a curated record